Fusarium sp. VM40 is the source of this 699-nucleotide messenger RNA. NCBI's taxonomy places the organism in Eukaryota, Fungi, Ascomycota, Sordariomycetes, Hypocreales, Nectriaceae. The record is from the annotation of a GenBank genome assembly.
AUGGCAGAGGAACAAGAAACGAUCAGCGAACGUGUGCACAAGACCAUCGAGAACUGCAAGAAGGCCACCGGCAAAGUGUCCCUCAACGAACAAGGGCACCUAAUCGUCAAGAUCGACGAGGAUGACACUGGUGCCGGUUUGUCAAGUGUGACAACAGAACACUUUGGCGAUCAGCGACUGAAAUACAUGCUUGUACCCAUCGGCGAAGAUGGAGAGCUCAGGGAAAGUCCUGUGAUUAUCUUCACUCCCAAGGGAAAAAAUAGCAACGAGCAGAACAACUCCCAUUUCACCGGACUGUCGCAACACUUCACACCCACGAAGGCUGAAGAUGCGCUACGACAAAUGGAAAAUACCCGGCGCCAUUUGGACAGCAUCAAGGCUUUCAUGAAAACAAGCCUGGCCUGUUUAAAAGCAUUCCAGACUCAUCUUGCACCUGGCAUAGCUUGUAUGACUGAAAUUAUGGCCCUUCUUGAUGCCUUCCAGGCUCGUUCGAUUGGAAUCGAGGCCCUUUUUGAAGCAUACAAGACUCGUCCUAAACCAGACCAAGUUUAUACGGCUGAAAUAGGAGCCCUUCUUAGCGCACAACAGGCUCGUGCGGUUGGAAUCAAGGCCCUUCUUGACGCACACCAGGCUCGUUCAAGUGAAAUCAUAGCUCUUUGUGAAGCAUACAAGUCUUGCCUUAAACCACACUCAUCCUGA